Lodderomyces beijingensis is the source of this 828-nucleotide messenger RNA. Lineage: Eukaryota; Fungi; Ascomycota; Pichiomycetes; Serinales; Debaryomycetaceae. The record is from the annotation of a GenBank genome assembly.
AUGAACCAUCACUUUAGUGCACAGGUGGAAGAUGGCGGCAAGGUUUACGAUGACGUCCAGUUUUGGUCUGGUGUCGCGGAAAAGGUGACACCUUUUGCAAAGAAAUUGACUUUCAUCGCUUAUGUUUUCUAUUCGAGAAUUCCCAUCUACUUGAUUUCGAGCCCGCUAUUCACGGUUUACACAGGCGAAUCUGCCACGGAGGGGUAUUUUGAAAGCAAACUAGUUGGUAGACGGGAGUCUGACCUGGGCCAAAGGCUCGGUCUCCUCACAAAGAUAUAUAGCGAAGGAGAAGAAGAUGAUGACGAUGGUGUAUAUGUGGUGUUUUACCAUGAUAAGGACGUCAGGUCCUUUGUACUUGAUUUCCUGUUGCUUGAGCCGUUUGAGAAACUCACAGCGGGGACCUCGACUACAUCCAAUGCCUUUGUGGUUUACACCGAAACGGCACCGAGCCAGACCCCAUCCAAAAUAUUCGACAAGGUGUUGCAAAAGAAGAAGCUCCAGGAACCCGCGCCGUCUACCGCGGAUGGAGAAAAACAGUCUGUAUCGCGGCCAUUGUCGACUCCUGAUCAAAUCAACCGCGCAGUCAACAAAAUCAUUCUAUCAGGCUUGCGACUUCGAGGUUUAACUUUAAACCAAGCCGCGUCUGUAAAUGCAAAGUUAAAGAUUAAAGAAAUCUAUCAAAUGACAUUUAAAGCUACGCUAUUUUCACUCAGAAAGUACAGCACCAACAUUGGUAAGAACGGCGAACUAGAGCGCAGAGAAAUACGCAUCACGGACUUGCAAGAGACCGUCGAGGGUUUGUUGCAUCUAUUUGUGGACGUGGAAUGA